AUGUCCGAAGCGAGCAGCAGCUUGGCGGCCGGCGCCACCCAGAACGGCCACGAAGCGGCCGAGAGCGCCGGGGAGCAGGCAGCGAGAGCGGCGCGCCCCGGCAGCGGCAGCAGCAGCAGCGCGGCGGGGGAGCGGGAGCGGGCAUCGGCGGCGGCGGGAGCCGGGCCGGCCGCGGGCACGGCGGGCACGGCCGCCAGCCAGAACGGGGCGGAGGGCGACCAGAUCAACGCCAGCAAGAACGAGGAGGACGCGGGGAAGAUGUUUGUUGGUGGCCUCAGUUGGGAUACGAGCAAAAAAGACUUGAAAGAUUACUUCACCAAAUUUGGUGAGGUAACCGACUGCACGAUAAAGAUGGACCCUAACACAGGAAGAUCCAGAGGCUUUGGAUUUAUUCUCUUCAAAGAACCUGGGAGUGUUGAAAAGGUUCUGGAACAGAAAGAACACAGACUAGAUGGCCGACUAAUUGAUCCCAAGAAGGCCAUGGCAAUGAAAAAGGAUCCAGUGAAGAAAAUAUUUGUUGGUGGACUAAACCCAGAAGCUACAGAAGAGAAAAUCAGGGAAUACUUUGGAGAAUUUGGAGAGAUUGAAGCAAUUGAACUUCCAAUGGAUCCAAAGACCAACAAAAGGAGGGGGUUUGUGUUCAUCACUUUCAAGGAAGAGGAUCCAGUGAAGAAGGUUUUGGAGAAGAAAUUCCACAACGUCAGUGGAAGCAAGUGCGAGAUUAAGGUAGCACAGCCAAAAGAAGUGUACCAGCAGCAACAGUUCAGCAGUGGUGGAGGAAGAGGUAGCUAUGGAGGAAGAGGCAGAGGUGGAAGAGGCGGCGCUCAAAGUCAAAAUUGGAAUCAAGGUUAUGGCAAUUACUGGAACCAGGGUUAUGGGAAUCAAGGAUACGGCUAUCAGCAAGGUUAUGGUGGCUAUGGAGGCUAUGAUUAUUCAGGAUAUGGGUAUUAUGGAUAUGGACCAGGCUAUGAUUACAGUCAAGGCAGUGCAAAUUAUGGGAAGACACCAAGACGUGGUGGUCAUCAGAAUAACUACAAGCCAUAUUGAUCAAACUUAUUCAGGUAUGCAGUGGCAUGGUCUCUUUUGGAAAAUGACUGCAUAGGUUUUGUAUACAAUGCUGUAGAUGGAUACUUCAGUUCUGUACCAAAUUUAACUUUACAAUAAAUUUCUAUGGCCUGUUAAAUGUGCAUCUUACUUGGAAGAGCUCCCUGGAAAUGUUUUACAUGUUUAAUACUUCAGAUAACUAGUUGUCUAGACAGUGUGGUGUGUAAAUUUCAGCAUUGCUGAAGAUAUUAAUUAAUGAUUUUAUUAAUAGGUUAAACUGAAACUGAUUUUGAGGGUCUGCUUAAAGCUGCAGCUCUGCAUCUAGGGACUGCCUCUUGGAGUUAACUAUGGACUCUGCAUUACUCCAGUUGUACAGAAUGAGAUGCAUCUUAGGGAACCAGUGUCACUUUCCACCUUUUUAUUUUGUAUUGUUUUUGUGUCAUACAUUUCCUGUAAUGGAAGUGUUAAUUUUACUGUACUUUUUGGUACCUUUUUGGAAUCUAAUGUAUUGUAAGGUAUUUUACAUGUGUUCUGAUUCACCAUGACAUGGAUAUUGAAGCUAUCCUAGCUUUUGAAAUAAAAAAGGCGUAAUCUAGUGUCUUGUGCCAUUCUUCAGCUUAUGUGUUAGUAAAACGCCAGUUCCUGUUCCCAGAACUUAGCUCAUGGCAGUACCUUGAUAGAUGAAGAGUUGUGCUUAAUGUUGUUAAUCUUGAAACUAGAAGGUUGUGUUGGUAGUUGUGCUCACUUGCAGUUAAGUGGCAGCUGAAGCCUGCAGUGGCUUCUGCCUGGAGGUUGUGGAGGAGAGCUGAGGAGGAGAGCUGAGCUGAGGAGCCCCAGCAGUUGAGGCUGUGCUGGUGAGCUGGUGGCUCUGCCCUAGGCAAGCACAGGGGCUCAGUGUAACUGUGUUGGUGUCUGCAUUGGGCUCUGCUUGGAGGAGCCAGAGGUGUAGGUCUCAGGUAGGGCUUGGGAGCCUGGACAGCAUUGCAGGAGGAUGCCAAGAGGUGUGGAAGAAGCUGGGCUGCACUUCCUUCAUGUUUCACUGUCUCGAGUCUGAGACUUGUCUACAAGUUGCUAAUAGUAUGUAUAUACCUGCCUUGAGAGGCAGGUUGGACAGACAUUAAAUUACCAAUGCAAAGUUGAAUUUUUGAAGCCUUUUUGUGUAUCAGAAAAGGCUAAAAGAACUUCCACUACAGUUGUGGGUGGAAAAAAACAUCUCUUUCUCUAGAGAUGAGUGACCAGCUAGAAAUAAGCUUUCCUUUUUUGAGUAGUUCACUAUUUUAAGGCAGUAACUGUCAUGUGAUUUGCCUGUCUUGUUGUAGAAUAGUCCCAGUCUCAGAUUUAUAAAUAAGUAGCAAGCUCUGCUGCACAAAGUAAACUUCUAAUAUUUGUUGCAGUGAUUCAUUUAGGUUUUUUUCCUUUUAAAGAUAAAACAGGACAAUUUUUUUCCCUUGUAAUAAAUUCUCUUUGAUGCCCAGAAUUGGAAUCAAACCAAGUAACUUAGACAAGAAAUAAACAGAUGUUACUAGUGACCUUUUCAGGUUUUUUAGCAAGGGAUGCAGCUAUUUCUGCAGGGACUAUAAUCUGCUGCUCCCUGCUGGCUGUCCUUGAAAAGAAAAACUUGCUUGUAAAGUUAGAAUCUCUCUGUAAGACUCUUACUGGGUUAAGUGGAAAUCUUGAGCAUUAAAAAAAAUGAAUCAGAUUUUAAAUGUGAUAGUUGAGAACUUUACAGCUUGACUUGUAACUUCAAUCCCAACUUACUGACUU
This is a messenger RNA of Manacus vitellinus (golden-collared manakin), 2808 nucleotides long. Its product is annotated as heterogeneous nuclear ribonucleoprotein A/B. Gene Ontology annotation, molecular function: RNA binding. Gene Ontology annotation, biological process: regulation of gene expression. NCBI's taxonomy places the organism in Eukaryota, Metazoa, Chordata, Aves, Passeriformes, Pipridae. The record is from RefSeq and is a predicted model, not a curated record. Gene Ontology annotation, cellular component: nucleoplasm.